GUAUUUUCAAAGCUCUAGGUCACGUGAGGUAACUCAGAUGGAUCUCAAAACAUGCGAAUUCGUAUAAGCGUUCUCUUCAUAAAAGUCUAUAUAUUGACAACCAUAUACUUCAUAGCAAUUUUUUGUACAACCAGAAAUCAUGAUUAUGAAUACUCGCAUUCUUUGAAACUAAGCAAGAUUCCUAAUGAUUCUUAUAUACUAGUCCAUACUUUAGGAGGCGAAAUUCUAUGUGUUCAUAGACGUUCUGGACAUGUCAAGUGGAAGUUUGAUUCUGCGUCUGCUCUUAGCGCGAGUUAUGACAAUGGGUAAGUUAAAUACCUUUCCAAAGCCUUCUGUAGGCCAUUACUGGUUGUAGAUCCAAUUAGCGGUUCUCUCUAUGAAUAUGCAAGUUCCGUCUCAGAAUUCUUAUUUCAACUGUUGGAUCAUUCCAUCAUGGGGCACGUUCGACGUUCUCCUGCAUACUACAAAAACUUCUUAUCUCUCGGUUCUAAAUCGGACUUUUGGACCUCUGUGGAUAUGAAUUCAGGGAAAAUUUUCGAGUCAAUAUUUCAAAAUUACGUGGACAAGUGUCCAACUUCAUUAAAUAAUGAAAAUGUUGACAAACUGCAAAAUUCUACUGAAGAGAUUGAUAUAAUCAACCUUGGAAGAACUCAAUAUAACCUAGUACUUCGUGAUCGUUUUACUGGUUUGGUGAGGCUUAAUAUCACUUACAAUACGUUCGCCUCUCAUACAGAAGCAGAUUUACAAAAUUAUGAUUUACAGCACGUUGCUAUUACUCAACCGGCCUUAUUGACCUUUGAAGGGUCUAAGUUAAUAUGGAGUCUACCGUUAUCAUCUCCUGUAAUCGGCAUGUAUGCAUUAUGGUCACCGUCUGAUUCACCAUCUAGUGUUCAUGCAACGAACGAAAACACCAAUAAUAACAUUAAUAGCAAUAACAAAGAAUCCAUAAAAGAGACAGCUAAAUUACCACGAAUCCUUAGACGUAUCGCAUUUACAACUUAUGCAUUAGAUCUACAUAAUAUGACAAAUCCCACAGAUGAUCAAAUUUAUGAUGAAUUGGAAGCGAAAUUUAAUGGAACAUUAGAUUUAGCACCUUCAUUAUAUAUUGGACGUUCAAAAUCAACUCCAGUUUAUGCUUUGAUGUGUCUAGCAGAGGCUACAUUACGAAUACGUGGUUUACGUAGAGCAUCUGAAAUGUAUAUGUUGGAAGGUCCGAAAAAUUUAAUUGUCAUGGAUAAUAAUCAACAAACUACUACUACUAAGACUACAAUUACUACUGAUACAAAUAAUCAUAAUAAUAAUUAUUAUUAUAAUAAUCACAAAGAUAAUUGGCCAACUGGUCUAAUCGGUUUAUAUGAAUUACCUACAAGUUAUAAAAAAACAUCAUCAUGGGAUGAUAAUCGUAUUGAUGACCAACCAAUGUCUACACUGAAACGUGGCAAACGAUUAAAGCGUUUACCGUCCAUAUCAUCAUCGGACUCGUCUACAAUGUGGGCUGUCAUUGUACCUCCACCUAGUCCACUAAUACAUCCAACGGAAACUGUAAAUUCUUCGAAAAUCACAUCAUUACGAGAUUUACCUGUUAACAAGACUUACAUCAAUGGUAUUGACAAAUAUUCUGAUGAUAAGCAUGCAAAGAUUACUCCUACUAAUAAAUUAUUUUGGUUACUGUCACUUUUCUUCACUGUUUUGUGUAUACUUUCUGUGUUCGUAUACUUCAUCAACAAUUUUGUGAAAUCUAAUACAAUGAGCUGUUUAACAUUGAUUCCGAACUUUAAAACAAUAUGUAAGAAUUUUAAUAUUGUAUUAUACAAUAUCGUUUCGAAAUCGUACGCUACACAUAUCGACAUGAAAAAUGGUCGUCUGUCGACAAGUGCACUUAAAACAAAAACGGAUCUGUCACAAGAAACAAGUUCAAUAGUAGCAGGUCUUCUUCCAUCGCACUUCGAUACACCAGAUUCUAGUGGUUGGGCUGGGUGUUCAGCACAAGAAGUUGGACAACCGGAACCAAUUCGUUUUAAUUUAAACAAAGUUUUAGGUCAUGGGGCGAACGGUACUAUGGUUUUUGCUGGAACUUAUGGACCACAUGAAACCGCUGUUAAACGUAUUGUAAGACAUCCUUUAUUAGAAAAACAUUGGCGUCGUGAACAUGCCAUAUUGUUAAAGCAUCAGCAUCCACAUUUAGUUCGUUGUUAUUGGACAGGUAGUACGGCAAACUUUCACUAUUUAGUAAUGCAAAGGUGUUCAUUGAGUUUAAAUGAAGCAUUAACAUCCAUGAGUUCAUCAAAUGCAUUGCAAUCAGAUGAAAUCAAUUCAACUGAUCUCAUUAGGACAUCUUUACUCAAUGAUUUGGGUUUAACUCCAGUACAAAUUAUUCAUCAAUUUAUUUUAGCUGUUGCAUGUUUACAUCGUAAUCAAAUUGUUCAUCGAGAUUUGAAACCAAGUAAUAUACUUAUAAUUUUGGAUAAUAAUUCUAAUAAAGUGAAUAAUAAUAAUUCAACCGGGAAAGCACGUGUUGUAGUUGGAGAUUUCGGUUUAUCUCGUCCAUUACCUACAGAUCAACACGAACAACAACAUCAAGAUACAUUCAAUUCAAUUGGACCGCACAUUUCUGUGAAAAUUCAACAAAUUAAAAGUCGUUCACUCUCUUCAACAUCAUACCAAAAUGACAGUAGUGUUGAAUUUAACUCAUCUGAGAACGAUAUACAAUCGGAUGUUACUAGUGUUACUAAUAAUAAUAGCAGUAAUGUUUUUGGUAUAAGUGUAAGAUAUGGUGACAAAGAAGAAUAUACUUCUGGUAUUGUUAAUAAUUCCAGAAACCCUAAUGUAAAUAACUAUCAUAGUGAUAAAAAUCAAGUAUCAGAUAAUAGUGUAUGCUUCACUUUUGGUACACUUGGUUGGAUGGCACCUGAACUGUGCGAUGCAGAGUCGGCCUCACAAGUGACUUGUGCAAUUGAUAUAUUCGCUUGUGGUCUAUUGGCUUAUUAUGUUUUAACUUAUGGUAAGCAUCCAUAUGAUUGCUGUAGUAAAGAGUUGAAUAAAUUUCAAAUUGACAAAAAUACCCUAUCAACAACUGUAUGUUCGUCAGUGUCAUCCUCGUCAUCUUUUACUACUACUGGUGUUGGUGGUGGGGACAGCAGCUCUGACACCGUAAAUGAAGUUAAAUCAUUCAGAUGUACCACUUUAAGCCGUCAACAUGAACGACAGUUGGCAAUAGCUGAAGGUCGUCUACCUAAUUUGGACACUCUGACCGAGAAUCCAACCAAUGUUCAUGAAAGUUAUUUAGCUCGUUACCUUGUACAAACAAUGCUUUCAUCAAAUCCUAAUGAUCGACCAACAGCUGAAGAGAUCACUUACUAUCCAUUGUUUUGGUCACCAAAUAAAGUCAUACGCUUCAUAUCGGAAUUAUCAAAUGUUAUGGAUAUUAAAGAUUUAUCAUUUGAUAUUCCAUCUCAAAUUGGCACUUCUACUAAUCAUUCAGUUGACGCUGCUGACGGAAACUGCACUCAAGACAAUAAUAAUAAUAAUAAUGGAAGCAGUACACCUACUACUAAUUAUCAGUCAGUCAGACAACAACAUUUCGAUAAUUAUCAUCAACAACAAAUGUUAAAUGAUCUUAUUCGUUAUAGAAAUUGGGUAUUUAAUGAACAUUGGUUUGCUAGACUAGAACCUGAACUAGUUGAUAAUUUAUUGAGUAAUAGAAGCUAUCAAGAUACUUCUCUUUUAUACCUUCUACGUGCUAUACGCAAUAAACAUAGUCAUUUCUGGUCAUUACCAGAACAUAUUCGUGCAAUCUAUGGUUAUAAUCAAGAAGGUAUGUCAAUUUAUUGGACAAUGCGUUUUCCUGCUCUUCUACCGCUUAUCUAUGGUUUAUGUAAUAAACACUUUACUGGUACUAUUAAUUUUUCGGAAUUUCUACCUCCAAAAUCAAUCUGUAAAAUAUUUGUCGGUGUUCCAACAAAUUGUCCAUGGUGGCCUAUUUGGAAUACCUCUAGUACUGAUAAUAAUGAAAUAGACGAAAUUUCAAUUCAAGAGAACAAUUCAAUAAAAGCACAUGUUCAGUUUAGUCAAAAUGCAAAUAAAUCAAAGAAUUUAUAUGUGAAUAGUAGAUGGAAACGUGGUGACAUUAUGCCCUCCUAUUCUUUGGAACUAAGUAAACCAUACAAUAAACCAUCAGAUAUAAUGAAUAAAUCACUUAAAAUCUCAGUAAAACAUGAAUGUGAUCAAGAAUUAAAAUAUGAAACGAUAUAUCCUAAUGAAGUGGAUCCCAAUGAUGAUGUUUGGAAUAAUACUAUUGUUAAUAGUAGUCAUAGACGUCGUCGACCUAACCAACCUAAAAAAAUUCGUCCUUCUAAAAAACAAUUCACUAUACAACGACGUCAAGAUUUAAUUUCAAUUGCUGGAACUGAAUUACCUUCCAUAUAUGAGAACAAAUAAUUACUUGUGAUAUAAAGCUUUUUUUUCUUUUGUUAUACGAGUUUUCAUUCUUUGUACUUUAAAGGGAAGUUUUAUUAAAUAACCAAUCGUUAUACUUAAUAUUCCUUUUAAUGAACUAAACAAUCUCUUCCUGUUGUUUUAUACAACAAAUUGGUUUUACCUUCCAAAUCAACGAUAAACUUUAUACCUGUGUGUGUGUGUGUGUAUAUGUCUGAUUAUAGUUUCCACUCAAACAUGUGUGGUGUUUCUCUUCUUAUUUAUUUUGAUUAUUUGUACAUACUACUCUUAACUGAUAAAAAAACGGUUGAAAUGUGCAGUUAUUUUGACUCGUUUGUGAUUGAUAUCGAUAUUGUUAUUUUUUAUACAUUUUGUUUAUGUUUUUUUCAAUAUUCACAGAUAUAUAUAAAUAAAUAAAUAUGCACCAUUUUUCUGUUGUA
Messenger RNA from Schistosoma guineensis, 4874 nucleotides. NCBI's taxonomy places the organism in Eukaryota, Metazoa, Platyhelminthes, Trematoda, Strigeidida, Schistosomatidae. The record is from the annotation of a GenBank genome assembly.